This is a messenger RNA of Nilaparvata lugens (brown planthopper), 2346 nucleotides long. RefSeq names its product calcyphosin-like protein. The coding region runs from base 127 to 765 and encodes 212 amino acids. NCBI's taxonomy places the organism in Eukaryota, Metazoa, Arthropoda, Insecta, Hemiptera, Delphacidae. The record is from RefSeq and is a predicted model, not a curated record. The transcript is spliced from 5 exons. Gene Ontology annotation, molecular function: calcium ion binding.
CUCACUUGCAACCUGUUACUGGCGCCGAUCACAUCUCUUCUCUUGUUUCCUGGCAGCUGGCACCGAUGACAUCUCUUCUCAUGUAGGAAGUCCAACCCCACCUACUUCACCUGGUGCACCACCAAAAUGUCACGGCCUAACACGGCGGCUAGCCGCCAAGAGGCCGAAAUAAUGAGUAGUGCCUUUAGGCAAGCUGGGGUCGCGACGGACCCUGUGGAGAAAUUACGACUACUUUGUCUUUCAAGAGGAUCUAAUGGUAUCCUCGUACUCGGAAGAAUUUUCCGAAGAAUGGAUCACAAUCUCGAUCAUACGAUCGAUAUGGAGGAGUUCCGUGAAGGAAUGAGUGAAACUGGCUUACCUCUGAGCGAACAGCAGCUUUUGGCCCUCUUCAGCAGAUUUGACGCUGAUCAGAGUGGCCAAAUCAAUAUGGAUGAGUUUCUACUCGCCAUACGGCCACCGAUGAAUGCUGCUCGAGUCAAAUCAGUCAAAGACGCUUUUAACAAAAUGGACAGAACCGGAGAUGGAGUGAUUACCAUCGAAGACCUCCGAAAUGUAUACUCCGUCAGGAGUCACCCCAAAUUCCAGAGUGGUGAGGAAACCGAAGAACAAAUCCUCACCAAGUACCUGGAAAACUUCGAACGGGGAGGGGAUAUUGAUGGAAGGGUUACCCUGGAGGAAUUUAUGAACUACUACUCAGGGAUAAGUGCGUCCAUAGACAAUGACGCCUACUUCGACCUGAUGAUCCGCCAGGCUUUCAAAUUAUGAGUAAGGGCCCCGCAGCGGAGAAGGAAACGCUGCAAUAUCCUCUAAAUUGGAUGGCGACAUCAAACAAGCAUCACUAAAUCCACAAGUCGAUAGGAUUUUACUGCACAAUCACGUUUAAUCACAUUAACACUAGCCUAUUAAUCACAUGAAUGAUCGGACAUUCGCGAAUUGCCAACAAGUGCUGAAUAACAAAUACGUUUUUUUAUAUUCGUGAACAUAGUUAGGGCGUGAAAAAGGGUUGGACUACAUUUACCUCUUCACAAACUGCGAACAACAAAAUACGUAAUAGUUCAGUCAACAAGAUAUUAUAGAGGGGAACUUUUGGAACACAAUUUUUGACCCUGCAACUCGUUUAAGACCAGUCAGGGGGUAAACAUAUCAAAAUUCCUCACCCCUAGCCCAUGUGAUAAAGGGGUGGGGGUGGUUUGAAAGUUUCAUAGUUUGAUUUUUUUCAUAUAUCUCCAACAAUAUGAGUCUUUCGGAAAUUUCCAUCGUAUACAAAAUUGAAGCUGAAAGGCGCAUAUUGUUAGAGAUAUAUGUGAAAAACCAAAAUAUGGUAAAUUAAUAAGAACAAUAUGAAAACUUGUAGUACCCUUUAUUAUUUAAAAUAUUACAACGACUAGUUUCGACCAUAACUUGGGUCAUUUUCAAGUUGAAAUGUGGAAAAUAAAAAACAAGUUGAUACUAUUUAAUAUGAACAUAUGCUUUUUUCAUAUGAUUUCUUUAUUUUUUUGAUUGAAGUUAUUAAAUUUGAUAGAAUUGAAUUUAUUUACUUUUAAUUUUAUCAAAAUAGGAUUAUUCAAGUCAAAUUGGUACCAAUUGACUUAUUUUUAUUGACAUAUUUUUACCAAAAUAUGGUACUUUGAAACCACCCCCGCCCCAUCACCACAUGAGGUGGGGGUUGGGACUUUAGUACUCAGGGGGAACUCAGGUAUAUUUACCCCCUGACUUGGAGCUGCAGGGUCAAAAAUUUUGUUCCAAACAUUUCCCAUUUUUUUUUUUUGACAUUCGAUGGCUGGACUAAUAUCAGUAGUAUCUUAAUAGUUCAGAAUGAUCAGACAUUCACACAUUUUCAACGAGUGCUUAAUUUAAAUACGUUUUUUUAUCUCAGUGAAUAAACAGUUGGGGCGUGAAUGAGUGUUGGACAAUAUUCACCUCUCCACAAACUGCGAAAAAUAAAUUACUCACAUUAACAAUAGCAUCGUAAUAGUUCUGAAUGAUCGGACAUUCACAAAUUUGCAACGAGUGCCUAAAAACCAAAUACUCUUUUAUAUUCGUGAACAUACAGUUGGGAAGUGAAAAGGAAUAGACUAGAUACACCUCUCCACAAACUGCGAAAAAUAAAUUACUCACAUUAACAAUAGCAUCGUAAUAGUUCUGGAUGAUCGGACAUUCACAAAUUUUCAACAGUGCUUAAUUCAAAUACUUUUUUUUAUCUUAGUAAAUAAACAGUUGGGGCGUGAAUGAGUGUUGGACAAUAUUCACCUCUCCACAAACUGCGAAAAAUAAAUUACUCACAUUAACAAUAGCAUCGUAAUAGUUCUGAAUGAUCGGACAUUCACAAAUUUGCAACGAGUGCCU